Molecule: messenger RNA, 10666 nt
Organism: Monodelphis domestica (gray short-tailed opossum)
Lineage: Eukaryota; Metazoa; Chordata; Mammalia; Didelphimorphia; Didelphidae
Gene: GNAO1
Product: G protein subunit alpha o1
Biological process (GO): adenylate cyclase-modulating G protein-coupled receptor signaling pathway; G protein-coupled dopamine receptor signaling pathway
Cellular component (GO): heterotrimeric G-protein complex; cytoplasm
Molecular function (GO): G protein-coupled serotonin receptor binding; GTPase activity; GTP binding
Source: RefSeq, a predicted model, not a curated record
CGCGCGCGCGCACGAGCGCGUGCUAGCUCGCUCGCUCGCGCCCCCUCCCCAGGGCCCGGCGAAGCAACCCGCUCGCGAGCCCCAGGGCGGGCAGGCGCGCGUCCCUGCUGACGUCAUUGAGGCCGGCGAGCCUGUGCGGUGUGGGCUAGAACCCCUGGCGCACUCGCGCACUCCGCUUUUUUCCUUCCCUCCCCCCUCCCUCUCAUCCCCCCCUCCCUUCCAGGCUCUCUUUUCCCCUUCUUUUUUUUUUCCCUCUCCUCUCUUCUCUCUCCUCUCGCUCUCUCUCUCUCUCUCCAUUAGGAUCCACUGAACGAUGCGAUCUCUGGGAGCCAGCGCUGUCGCCGCCGCCACCGCCCGCUAGAAACCUUUCCCCCCUUCCCCCCUUCCCCACAGCUUGCAAAGCCCCCCAAAGAAGAGGGAAAAGGGGAAAAAAAAGAAGAAAGAGAAGGGGAGGGGAUGCAAUACUAAUCACCAUCCUAAUAAUCCUCUCUAGCCGAAGGAUCCACCCUGCCCCCCAUCCCCAUCCCUAUCCCCACCCUCCUCCGACUCCCGGCUCCAUCCAGAGCUUCUCCCUUUAUUUUAAUUUUUAAUUUUUAAAAAAAUAAUCCUCGGUGUCCGCAGCCCAGCUCUGCUGCUGCUGCUGUUGUUGCUGCUGCUGUUGCUGCUGCUUCCCCUGCCGCUGCCGCUGCUCCGGGUCCCCGGCGGUGGUUGCUUCUUUUCGGAUGCGUUGCUUGCAAGCAGCGGAGAGAGACCUGCAGCCCUGUCUCUAGAACUCCCACCCACAGCCCCGACCCCAACCCCGAGUCCAGCCUCCUCCUGCAGGUGACGGGAAAAGGUGGCAGUAGCCUGAAAUCCACCUUGCGAAUUUUUGGGGGGAGGGGCUGCAUUUUUUGUCUAUUUGCGGGAGUUGAUCUCUUUUCAAAAGAAAAAAAAAUACAAGAAGGAAGGAAAGAAAAUUAGCGAUUUUUUAAAGGACAGAAAUAAAUAUUUCUGGGGGGGUGGGGGGGUCAAGCAGAGCAGGGGAACCGUGCCAGCCGAGGCGUGCGGGCUGUUUUGAGUGUCACGAUGGGAUGUACAUUGAGCGCAGAGGAGAGAGCCGCCUUGGAGAGGAGCAAAGCGAUUGAGAAAAACCUCAAAGAGGAUGGCAUCAGCGCCGCCAAAGACGUGAAAUUACUCUUGCUGGGGGCUGGAGAAUCAGGCAAAAGCACCAUUGUGAAGCAGAUGAAGAUUAUUCAUGAAGAUGGUUUCUCUGGAGAAGACGUGAAGCAGUAUAAGCCUGUGGUCUAUAGCAACACUAUCCAAUCCCUGGCAGCUAUUGUCCGUGCCAUGGACACCUUGGGCAUUGAAUAUGGUGACAAGGAACGAAGGGCUGAUGCCAAGAUGGUGUGUGAUGUGGUAAGUCGGAUGGAAGACACAGAGCCCUUCUCUCCGGAGCUGCUCUCCGCCAUGAUGAGACUCUGGGCAGACUCUGGAAUCCAGGAAUGUUUCAACCGUUCCCGAGAAUAUCAGCUUAAUGACUCUGCCAAAUACUACCUAGACAGCUUAGAUCGAAUUGGAGCCGGGGACUACCAGCCCACGGAGCAAGACAUCCUCCGAACCAGGGUCAAAACCACCGGCAUUGUAGAAACCCACUUCACAUUCAAAAACCUCCACUUCAGGCUGUUUGAUGUCGGGGGCCAGAGGUCUGAACGUAAGAAGUGGAUCCACUGCUUUGAGGACGUCACAGCAAUCAUCUUCUGUGUCGCGCUGAGCGGUUACGACCAGGUGCUCCAUGAAGACGAAACCACGAACCGUAUGCACGAGUCCCUCAAGCUGUUUGACAGCAUCUGCAACAACAAGUGGUUCACAGAUACAUCCAUCAUCCUCUUCCUGAACAAGAAGGACAUCUUUGAAGAGAAAAUUAAGACGUCUCCACUGACCAUCUGCUUUCCAGAAUACACAGGCCCCAAUUCCUUCACUGAAGCAGUGACCUACAUCCAGUCCCAGUACGAGAACAAGAACAAGUCAACCAACAAGGAGAUCUACACACAUAUCACUUGCGCCACCGACACCAAUAACAUCCAAUUUGUUUUUGAUGCCGUGACGGAUGUCAUCAUCGCCAACAACCUUCGUGGCUGUGGACUCUACUGAGCCCCUCGUCCCCCAGCCUCUCCCUGAGACCUCCCCAGCCCUUUACAGUCUCCCUGGUUCCCUUUUCUUUCUUUCCUUGGAGUAAGAGCAUCUAUACCAUUCACAUUACUCUUCCUCCAACAGAAGGAAGAAUAGUGGGGCUGAGAGAACGGAAGGAGAAAAUUCCUUCCUGUCCCAACCCUGCCACUCAUUUCCAGUCGCCUCAUGUCCACAUCCCUCCCUAAGCCUUAGGUGUUCAGAUUUAGGAAUGGCAGCCAGGAUUUGUGGUAACUGAUGGCAGGGCUCUGGUGCCAGAAUAGUGUGGGAUGAGGAAGGAUUGAAAAGGAGACAAGCAAUGAAUCCAUUCAUCUGCCUCCCAAGCUCACUUUUCUUAGAUUUAUCCAUUGAAAUGUGCAUUGCAAGGGUAGACUCUUUGGGGCUUCCCAUUGGAAGGACCCUGGUUCCUCCACUGCUGUUCUUGGCUUCUGGUUCUUCUUCAGUCUGCUGCAGCUGUGAGGAACUCCUGAGACAGGGUCUAGCCUAAGCAGACAUCGCUGUGGUGGGGAGUUCUUCCUAGCUGCAUCACAGCUGGUCCCUGUGUUUGGAGAAAGAAAGGGUCAGUCCCUGUUGGGGAUAUUGACAGAAAGCAGAAGCACCCAUUCUGCUUUUUGUUCAUAUCUCUCCCCAGCACUGGUACCAAAGCCCAGGAGGGGCCGGCCUUCCUGGAGUCGGUCAGAGCAUUAGGCAAAGUGUUCAGGGGCUUAAGCCGGGCCUCUGUCCCAACCUCAUUUCUCCCUCCUCCUCUAGCAAGAACAAAUGCUAUAGAUUCCUACCCAGGCCUUCGGGCUCUUGUCCAUUUGUUCUCCAGGGGAUUGUGCCAGCCUUACAGUUAGUUUUCUGUAACCAACCUGCUUCCUCCUCUGGGCAGAAUCAUCCACACUGACAGCCCCUAAUGAAAAAGGGAAGAUGGAAGGGGGAGAGAACAAGACAAACCUGUGCAAAAUAUCAGGGCUUUACUGACUCUCUUGUACUGCCUUCUUUCCUUCCAUGGUACAACAUCCUGGGAGGCUCCAUGGAGUUCAUCCUAUAGCAGCUAUAAAUGUGGAGGGGUCAUGGGGUAGAGUCCAAAAGCUACAAAGUUGGGGGAAGAUGGGAACCAAGGGUAAGGGCAAGAAAAAGGACUGAGUGUCUACUUAAAAAAGCAAAGGCAGAGGGGCAGCUGGAUAGCUCAGUGGAUGGAGAGCCAGGCCUAGAGACAGGAGGUCCUGGGUUAAAAUGUGACCUUAGACACUUCCCAGCUGUGUGACCCUGGGCAAGUCACUUGACCCCCAUUGCCUAGCCCUUACCGCUCUUCUGCCUUGAAACCAAUACACAGUAUUGGCUCCAAGACAGAAGGUAAGGGUUUAAAAAAAAAAAGGCGAAGGACCCAGAAGGGAUUUCAGUGGCAGCUCCAAGUUUUCUGGCCAUUUUUCAAGUAGUGUUAAUAAAGCCCAGAGGGAGCAAUGCUCUUCUCUGAGAUUGGUUUCUCCCCUCAUCCUAUUCCUAGGUAAGUGGCUCAUAGGGUCUUAAGACACUCUAGGAAGAGGAGAGAAAUGAAAUCAUCUUGAAAUAGUGAUUCAUGAAAGUGUUCUGGGCAGCUGUUGGCAGUGGCCUCCAAGGGAUAGGUGCUCUAUACUCCUGUAGGGGCAUAUGGACCUCCUCUGUGCCCAGCCAAGAUUCCUGGAGAGAGCCUCACACCCCGCCUCCAUCAUCCUACAGUUGUCAUGGAAACCAAUGAAUUAAUUACCGAUCUUUCCAGGCUUCCGUUGGAUAAGAGAUGGAAAGGGAGGAGGAUUGAGAGAAGGCAGGGUUCAGAAUCCAUACAGAAUUAUCCCAACAGCUGGAAGGAAAAGAGCAUCUACCUGAGUUGAGAUGUAAAGUAUUCUAAUAAGUACCCAGAAAAGAUGCAACAGCUCUCAACUCUCCUGAAGAAAAGAAUUGAUCCUCCUUUUUUCACUCAGCCAAAUAGUCAGGAACCGGGAUCUAGGGGCUGGGAGACUUCAUCUAUCUCGGGAUUUCUUCAACUAUCUGAGGGUGGAAUCCCACCCCCUGACCCGGACACACCUCAGAAAGUGGCUUCAGUAGAAGGUUGGGAGCUUAGUGAGGAGAGCAUUGGCAAUGAACGUGUCCCUGUAGGUGAUGGGAUGGGCAGUCAACUCUUGGCCAUGGAUGUAUCUUCCAUGUUCUCUAGUCCAAGUUUCUGUGUCACUGAUGCAGUGGAGCCCUAAUGGGGCCAGCUAACAGCAUUGGACCAGAAGACCCGGAGGUUGGAUUUUGGCUCUUCUGGGUGGUCGCGAUUGGUGGCUGUAUGUUGUAAGUGAUCUGGCUAUGUCACUGAGCAAUUUUAUACCAUAUUCCCAACCUUCCUGCUAAUGUAGAAACACCAACAACUAGCCCUUUGGGAGAAAUAUUCCACUCACAUCCUCUCUUCCAGGAUCCAAAAGCUUGGGUUUUGCCCUUUGUAUGAUUUUUUAGCACUUGUUUCUGGAGGAAGAGUAGCCCGAGAAAAAGCCCCAGAGAACCAGGAAUGCUCUUUCCAAGUGGCCUCUGUAUUGGCCAUUCCUGUGGCCUUACUGGUCUGGUCUGGAAAUAGUAAAAAGAGGAGCAACAAAGAGGCAGUGACUAUGGGUCAGUGGGUAGCUACCUCAGUGCCAAAAUGCCAAUGGGGCUGUUAGCUAAUAGGAGUUAUUUCUCAAUAUUACACACACACACACACACACACACACCACUCCCUUUCUCCUCCACCUCUGUGUCUUGCUUGUCUGAACCCCUAGACACAAAACAGUGAAGAGAGUUAACAUUUAAUGGGUUCCAAAAGUUACUUUCCCUCCCCACCUCCCCCAAACUUCUGUCACUAGCAAUCAGUAUUGCUUUGCUCAUUUUGUCAUGGACCAUCUGAGUGGCAUUUAUAAAGGCCUCUCUGGUGUUGUAGGACAACCUUUGGCAUAUUUAAGAGCAGGUGGGAGAAGACAAUGGGCAGCCAGUUCCCUUAGCAUCUCACCUCCAUGCCAUUGUCCAUCAUCCUUAAGCUCAUGAGAGCCCUGAAAUAGCAGCAUGGCAUAGGGGAAAGAAGGGUAAAUCUAAUCCAGAGACCUAGCUUCUGCUCUUGGUUUCUCCAAGGCAAGCACCACCUUGCUGCAUGGCCCUUCCCUUCUCUUGGUCUCAAUGUCCUCAUUGGUAAAAUGAGGUGACUAGACUAAAGUGAUCCAUAAGUCCCUUUUUGGCCCUGAUCUUGUAUCGGUUCAGUGUGGUAGAUAGAGGGCCAACCUUGGGGGUCAGAGAAACUAGGAUUCAAGUCUCACCUCUGACAUAUGCUAGCCAUGGGCCAGCCAUUUAACCAAGGACAGCCCCAGGAAUUUCCCCUCUAAGAUUAAAUUACAGAUAAAUUUCCAUAUGUAAAAUACCAACAAAUCAUGGCUUUCUCUCCAAUUCCUUUCCUAACCUACCUGGGUGGGCAUUCUUAUCAUGAACAUUUCCAACAAGCCCCUCAUUUGGAGAUAUAGGAAAGAGCUCCAGUUCCAGAGUGAGGAACCCUGGUUUGGAACCUCCACCCCUGGGGCUUCCUCCCUCUGUGUGACCUUCCUGCAAGGUCUCAACCUUCUCUGGAUCUCAGUGCCUCACCUGGAAAAUGAGGCCAGAUCAGAUGGUCUCUAUGGGCCCUCCUUCCUCCUUCCUAUGAUCUAGUCUCCCUUUUCAGCGUCAUUUCAUUUCUUCUUGUUAUAACUUCCAUGACACCCCCACUUCCCCUCUACUCCUGAGCCCACCCAGCCCAAACUCCCAUAGGAAAAGGUGUCUAGUGCCUGUCAGAUAGCCUGGCUUUGUUUCCCAGGACACAAACACCCACUUAAUAACUCAGUAAUUACCCCCCUCACCACAGACGAUAUAAUUACACACUCUGGCCUGGAAGGAAUAAUGACAGUGGUGCUCGGUUAUUUCUGUCAUCGAAAUCCGUGUAAUCACAAGAGCCACCGAAAAACACCAUGCAGCCUGGAACUAGCCCUAGGAGCCAGUAUUCCCCAAUGUUCUGUACCUAGGGCUCCCUGAACGGACUGGUCCUGGAAUUACCUGAUAGUUAGUAGCAUGGGGUCCUCCCAACUUCAUGGUAGUGACAUUUUAUGAAGACAGAUUAGCCAUCACUUCCCCUACUCUGGUUCAGGGGCUGAACAACAAAAGUCAAGAUUUGUCCUAUGUCACUCUCAUUCCCCCAAAGGGAUAAAUCGUUCCAGGAUGCUCCCCUCCUGUGGGGAUUGGUGGUUUUCAGAAGAGAGGAGUCUGGAGAGGUCAAUUCUUAUGUAACUGAAGGAAUAAUAAUGGUGGCAUUUCAGGUCCCACAUAGGUUAGUAGAAUAAGGGGAAUAUUUUUUGGUCAGGGAGACCUUUGAAGUCAGUGGUAUGCUGAAUUCGGGUACUACAAGAUUGUUAAAUUUUCAUUGGGAGCAAGUCACACCUCAGAAAUCUGCAAAUGCUACAAAUCAGGACUUGAUUUAUUUUUCUUUUGAUUGUCUAGACUUGAGAAAGUGAUGGAGAAAAUGUGGAUUAUUCAGAUUAAACUUCAAAGCGUCUCCUGUGAACAUUUUCUAAAAUUGAAGAGCUGAUUGUUAAACAUUUAGUAGUAUACCCUGGUUAGUGGAAUUCCUCAGGAGUUCAUUAAACUUGGGGGGGGGGGGCUCAGUUUUCUCCUUUGUUAAAUGAGGGGGUUAGUCUAGAAAAUCUCUUAAGGCCCCUUCCAGCUCUAGGUCAAUGAUUCUAUGAUCCAUGGCAUCAGAUAGCUCUCCAUCUGUUUGAUCUAGUUGGCCCCUAACAUGGCAUUAGAGAAGGAACAUCUCCAGUCAAAAGCAUUCUGGUCUAGAGUAAGAGGACCAGACAAACCCCAUCUGUGAUGUUUAUUCCCUAGGUAGCCAUGGGAUAGUCACAACCUCUCUGAAUCUCAGUUUCUUCAUUUGUAGAGUAAGGGGGUAGACUCGUUGACCACAAAGAUCCUUUUUAACUAUAGGUCUAUGUUCCUAUGAGAUAUCAAUUCACAUUAACUAUGAGGCCAAGUCACUUGAUUCAAGAAACAAGUCACUUGUUUUCUCAACUGAUAAAGAAAGGUUGAAGUAGGUGACCACUAAAGGUUGGCACUGGUUGGUUUUGAUCAAGUUCCUUGACCCAGGGAUGCUAGCUCAUCUGUAUGGGUUUCCUUUAGGAAUAUUUGAUUGAAACGCUAUUGUUUGGGAGAGAGAAAGGCGAGGGAAUAAGACAGAUGUGUUCUGGAGCCAAUUCAUACCAGCAAGUCGAUUGUUACAUUUUUAGAAUGAGCAUUUACAUGGCAAAUGUAAAUAGGCUCCAUUUAUUGUUUUGUUGAUUGUCUAGACUUAAGAAAGCGUUGGAGAAAUGUUUAUAAUGCAGAGCAAAACUAAAAGUGUGUUAUGCAUACUUUGGGGGGGGUUGAUUCCUGACACCCCAGAAAGAACUUGGAGAUUUACCUAGUUGUCAUGAGUAGGAAGGGAUUUGGAUGUCUUUAUCAAUAUCUUGAAAGCGUCUUUCUAAAUUGGAAUCUCAUGUCUUCUUAGGCCACUCUCAUCUCUUACCCUUCACUUUCCCACCCAUGACCAGGAAAGGAAAAUAGGCAAAACCAUCGCCUUUUAAAAUCAGCUUCUCCUGACCAAUGCCUCCUGGCCACAUUGCUCUUAAAGCUGGAGGUUGCCUGUGGAAGGAGGUUAGUUUUCUGUCCAGUGUGGAGUGAGUGACACCUGAGCUCUAAGCUGAGAGAGUCCCCAAAGCUGUGAAAUGGGGGUUCAGGAGUGAGCUGAACUCCGUGGGCGCCCACUUACAGGGCUUUUGGAAAUCAGGUCUUCGGCACUGGGGAUGAAGACCAAAUCAGCCCCAGAAAUCAGUAAGCUUGGGUUAGUUGUCUAGCCUUACAGACGGAACAGAAUAGGUAAAUCAAUGGGAGCUGGCAGAUGAGAGGUUGAAAGACAGUGAAAGGAAGAUGGAAGCUAAGGAAUGCAAUUGACCUGUAGUUUGCGAAGGUUUUUAGUAGCGCCACCUCUCCCAGUGACCCCAGCUCUAUCAAGAUCCUUUCCCUCUCUCCGCACAUCGCUUAUUGGACAAGUCCGAUUUGUGAACAAAGUUCAGAAUCCUUGGCAGAGAACAAGAGCUGACUGUAUCUCACCUUGAGGGGCCCCAGGCACCCUUCCUUCUCAUCGAAGGGGAUGAGCCAAUUCAACCUCCUCUUCUUGCCUUUCAGUAUGCCAAUCAAGGUAAAAAAAGGUCCAGACCCCUCAAGCCACCCCAACCCUGCACUGUAAGUCAAUCGUGUGGUUGCUUUCAGUUUGGGGCAAAUUCUCUGAUGUUCCUUAUCCACCUAUACCUGUGGGUGGUCAUGUUUCAUAGUGUGAAAUGGUUAACUGGUCUUGGGGGGAAAUCUAGAAGCUCCCAUUCUGUCAGAGAAUGAAUUCAUCUUUCUUCUGCCCUCCUCACUACCAUUGUUUAUCCCAUCCUUGGCCAUUUAGGGAGCACACCUGAGAGAAGGCUACUGAUUCUCUUUAGGGUCAGUGGGAACCCCAUGCUCUAGGAUCCCCUAAAAUUCAGGAAAUGCAUCAGCCUUGAAGCUAGCACCUCUUAUUCAUGCUGAGUGAUCUGAUAAAUUCUAAGAUUGUCUAAUAAUAGAAUGGAGAGUCCUUUAACAAGGAAGACCCCCAAAGUGGUCUCAUAGAGCCUCCUCAAAGUUCACCUCCCAAGUCAUCCAGAAUAGGUGUUGGAGAUCUUCAGGGUUAGUGAUUUCAGAGACUCCAAAUACAAUGAGGUAGUUCUAUCUAAGCCACUUCCUUGCUGCUGUCCAUCUCCUCUUAUUCUGUGCUGCUAAGUUGGUUAGCAUGUUCCAGAAAUAACCCAUCAUUUCCAUGAAUAUUGUUAUGAAGUCACUCCUUCCUCGUCUUCUUUCCUUCAGGCUAAAUAAUUCUAGGCCCCCAUAUCUUUUUGAGGAAGCAGGAAGAAACGGAGUUGGAGGUCUAGCUUUCCUGCUAUUUCUUUACUUUUCUGAUUCUUCAUAAAAUAAGGAUCCUCCAGCCCACAUCCUGGUCUCAUAGGAGGACAAGAGGCCAACACAAGAAAUUCAGAAUCCAAAUGCAAAGUUGCAGGGUGGGAGACAGUAUUGUAGAACUGCUUUGGAUUCUUGCAGGGACAGAAUGGAUCCCAAGUAUGUAAAGUGGACACUUUAGCAAGCACAUCCUGUCCCCAGGCCACCCAUUUCUCUGUGCUGGGGCCUUUGAAGGAGUUAAUCAUCCAGUGGAAAGGAGAAAAUUGUAGUCUAAAAGGAAUUAGACCCUUUCUUUCUAGAACAACUGAAAAGGAAGGAUGUGGAUGAGAAACAAAUGCUUAGCCUUGUUGGCAUAUCCAAGAAACUGAGUUUCUAGUUGCUCUUUGGCAUAUAGCCUUUGCCUCCCUGCCUCCAUAAAAGAAUUAGGAGUCUACUUAAUAACCAAACUUGAGGACUAGGUAGGUUGCUCAGUGGAUGGAGAGUCAGGCCUAGAGAUGGGAGGUACCAGGUUCAAAUAUGGCCUUAGACACUAGCUGUCAAACCUGGGGCAAGUCAGUUGACCCCAAUUGUCUAGCCUUUGUCUCCUGCUUUGGAGGGGAUACUUAGUAUUAAUUUUAAGAUGGAAGGUAAAGGAUUUAAACAAAUAAAUAAAUAUACUUGGGAAUUCCUUGCUACACAGGUUCCCCCCCCUACCCCCUUAGCUCUUAGAACACUUUCCACCUCACAAAAGGGACCAAUUGAAGGACCCUGAAACCUCAGAGGAGGCAGGGGAAUAGGAAUCAAAAUGUAUUCCAAAUCCCAAAGCUUUUCCCUUGGCCUGUUCUGUACACUAAUCCUAGCCUUAUAAUGAAUAAAAGAAAAGAAAGGAUGUGGCCAGGAGAGGGUUCCCUCUAAGAGGGAACCGUUCUCUCCUAUCCUCUCACCAAGAUCAGUCUUAACCUAAUCUCUUUCACUUUUCUCAGCAAGGGUUGGUAGCUCCAUUAACCCAUGACUCAGUUGGUUCCCGCCCAACUCCUCCCUGUCCCUCGUCCACUCUCCAUCUCUCUCUUCCUUGAAGAUCUGCUCUCAUUCUGGGCUUUCCUCCAUACUUUUCUCCUCCCCUGCUCAAUAGUGCAAUAAUAACUCUAGUGUGUCCAGAGGGAGAGUUUCUACCAUCUCACUCUUAGCUUCUUCCACUUAUUUUCCUACCCCUGGCCUUCCACACUCAGUCAAUGGACCGAGUGGACACAGUCCAUCUUCCCACCAGCAACACAAAAUGCCACCCAGCUGACUGAGUUUCCCUCCUGGUGUCUAUCUCAUUCUUUGGCAAAGCCUUCUCCCUUGGCUUCAGUCUUGCCUUGUCCCACCAGCCCCCUGCCCAGCCUGUAUUAACUGUAAUUUUGUAAGAAGAGUGACUUGGUUUAAUAAAUCCUUAGUUACUGUAAUAAUUUAUUGGCUGUCCGUAAUGUAUUUAUUAGUCCCCACAUGUUAAUAAAGUGCCAGCUCUUUCCUAGCGUGA